Molecule: messenger RNA, 1940 nt
Organism: Closterium sp. NIES-67
Lineage: Eukaryota; Viridiplantae; Streptophyta; Zygnematophyceae; Desmidiales; Closteriaceae
Source: the annotation of a GenBank genome assembly
UGGCAUCCACAAAAUAAGUUUCUCCUAAGACCAGCAACAGUCCUAGUUUAUGUCCCGAACUUGUCCAGCUUCGACCAGUCUGAAGAAAUCAGAUUCUGGCGAUUAUCUUUGCAGUACGAUUGCGACAAGGGAAAGCUUAUGCAGGUGACGACUAGUGCAUCUUAGCGUAGGCUCCACUAGUCAGUACAGUUCUGAGGCUUUUCCAUCUAAAGCUCUGGAGUUGUUAGUUGCUUCAGACACGACGUAUGCCAGGUUUAUCGCCCAUCGGGAUUAUGGCAGCAAUCGCCCCAGGGGGUGCUUUAAGUAUGGAAGACGGUAGACGUUUCCAGGAUGCAGACGUGUCAGCACUAGGACAGGGGUUAACGCCUUUUUCGUGGCUUAGCAACACCAUGAUCCCUGAAGCUGAGGACGAAAGCUCUCAUGAGAGUCCGUUGACACCAUUCGAUGGUGGUUGCGCCUUACCAGAGACGUGCUUUGCCGUACAGCCACGCUGCGCCGUUAUGAGCGUUAAGGCAACAUCCGCCAGCAAUUCAUUGGGAUUGAUGAGACGUAGCUUCACCUGCAACCUGCUUCCGACCGACGAAGAAGUGAUUAUAUCGGCCAGACAUGAAGCCACCGAGUCCGAUUCUGCAGAAAGCGCUUUUGGCGUGAAGUUGAUUUCCAACGAGCUGCUGCCGCAUAUGAAGUCGAAUUCAGACUGGCCUGUUGUGCGCUCGGGGCAUGGUUCUGACAAGGGUCCGAGGAAGCACAUGGAAGAUGCGCAUGUGAUGGUUGACGACCUGACCAAGUUGUUCGGCGACUUGUCAUUUUCGCGUCAAGGAUCCUUUUAUGGAGUGUUUGAUGGCCAUGGUGGUGACGCUGCUGCGAAAUUCGUGAGCAACCAGCUGCUGGGGAACAUUCUUAGCGAUCCUUCCUUUCCAGAUCGAGUAGGAGAAGCCAUCCGCAAUGCAUUCAUGCGUACCGACCGAGAGCUAGAGACGGCGCAUGCUGUGGCCAGCGAGCCGAUGGAAGCAGGAACAACUGCACUGGCGGUGCUGCUUCUUGGAAAGGCCCUUUACGUGGCUAAUGCUGGUGACUGCCGUGCGGUGUUGUGUCGACGCGGCAAAGUGGUGGAGCUAAGCAGGGACCACCGACCUUCCUGUCAGAUAGAGAGGGAAAGGGUUCAGCUAGCAGGUGGCUUCAUUGUCGAAGACUAUCUCAACGAUCAACUUGCUGUAACGAGGGCCCUUGGCGACUGGCAUUUGCAGGGCAUGAAGAACAGGGCUGCGGAUGGGGAAACAGUGGUGGGGCCGCUUAUAGCUGAGCCAGAGCUGCGUGAGGCAGAGUUGACAGAGGAGGAUGAGUUUCUUGUUAUUGGGUGUGAUGGCCUUUGGGAUGCGUUUCGCCACAGCCAUGAGGUGGUCUCCUUUGCUCGUAGACGAUUGCGUGUUCACAACAACCCUCGGCAGUGCUCACAGGAGCUGGUGGAGGAGGCUAUCCGGAGAGAUUCAUGUGACAACGUGACAGUACUAACCGUGUGCUUUUCGGCACGGCCACCACCACCAUUGCAGCAUCAAGAGUUCAGAAAUUCGCGUCUCAGAAGGAGCUUUUCUGCCAACGAGCUCCAGUCAUCUUAGUGAUGCCCAUGGCCGCAUAUUUUAUUGCUUUGAGCCUGCAAACCUUCUUUUGAUAUAUCCCAUAAUUUUUGGCAACAUGAUAUAAUGCUGACGAGGCCAGCAUAUUUUUGGUUUAUGCAACAGCAGCCUAACCCAUUUUUGUGAAUGGCAGCCUAAUUGUACAUUUGGCAGGUACUGGUGGUAGUCAUGUUGAGCUGUGCAGCUCAACCUUCCCUGUGCGAGCUGCAAUUUUGAAUAAGCCUGCUCGUUGUCUUCCUUGUAGGGAGCAUUAGCAGUGUCAAGCAAUUGCUGAAAUGUGAAUCUUUUUAGAUUGUGCACUGAAAC